Molecule: messenger RNA, 1348 nt
Organism: Phodopus roborovskii (desert hamster)
Lineage: Eukaryota; Metazoa; Chordata; Mammalia; Rodentia; Cricetidae
Gene: Mpst
Product: mercaptopyruvate sulfurtransferase
Exons: 3
Coding region: 14-1045 (343 amino acids)
Biological process (GO): transsulfuration
Cellular component (GO): mitochondrion
Molecular function (GO): thiosulfate-cyanide sulfurtransferase activity
Source: RefSeq, a predicted model, not a curated record
AUAACCCGACGGCAUGGCGCGUGCGUCCCCCGCAACCCGUAGAAUGGAAGGUGCUUCCAGCUGCGUCUCGGAGUGGCCGAGGCAGUGGGCCGUGCCCAAGUCUCCUCCCUUUGGCUGGCGGCAGGUCCACAAUCCGAGCAUCCCAGAGACCAUGGCCGCCGGGCAGCUUUUCCGAGCGCUGGUAUCUGCGCAGUGGGUGGCGGAGGCUCUGAAGUCCCCGCGAACCUCACAGCCACUGAAGUUACUAGAUGCAUCCUGGUAUCUACCCAAGCUGGGCCGCAACGCACGGCGCGAGUUCGAGGAGCGCCACAUCCCAGGCGCUACCUUCUUUGACAUUGACCAUUGCAGCGACCAUAUGUCACCCUACGACCACAUGCUGCCUAGUGCCGAGCACUUCGCCGACUACGCGGGAAGCCUGGGCGUGGGCGCUGCCACGCAUGUAGUGAUCUACGAUGGCAGCGACCAGGGCCUCUACUCUGCUCCCCGGGUCUGGUGGAUGUUCCGUGCCUUUGGCCACCGCUCAGUGUCACUGCUGGAUGGCGGCUUCCGCCACUGGCUGAGCCAGAACUUGCCAAUCAGCUCUGGCAAGAGCCACCCGGAGCCCGCGGAGUUCCACGCACAGUUAGAUCCCUCCUUCAUCAAGACUCACGAGGACAUCCUGGAGAACCUGGAGGCCCGGCGUUUCCAGGUGGUGGACGCCCGCGCAGCUGGCCGGUUCCGGGGCACAGAGCCGGAACCCCGAGAUGGCAUCGAAUCUGGACAUAUCCCUGGCUCAGUAAACAUCCCGUUCACUGAGUUCCUGACCAAGGAGGGGCUCGAGAAGAACCCAGAAGAGAUCCGGCACCUGUUCCAGGAGAAGAAUGUGGACCUGUCCAAGCCCUUGGUAGCCACUUGUGGCUCUGGUGUCACAGCCUGCCACGUGGCCCUGGGGGCCUUCCUUUGUGGCAAACCCGAUGUGCCUGUCUACGAUGGCUCCUGGGUAGAGUGGUAUAUGCGUGCCCAGCCUGAGCAUGUCAUCUCCGAGGGCCAAGGGAAGACCCAGUGAGGCCAGGCAGGACACGGUACUGCUCAGGUGACAUCUGACCAUCGUGGUGCCAGCCUGCUGGCUCUGACUCUGCUUUGCCAAGGGUCUCAGACAACUCAGAUGUCUGGAGUGACAUCCAAGAAACCAGGAAACCAGGAGUUCCAAUGACUUAUGGGCACCCACUGAAGGUAGCAAAGCCGGUAGCAGUGAGAGUGUGCCCAGGGGAGGGAGGGAGGCCAGGCAGCAGAAUAGCCUGCAUGGCGCUAAGCUGGGGCCUCUAGCUUGCUUCACUGUUGGGAAAUAAAGCACCAAGCACAAAACCUU